AUGAACUUAGUUGUGACCUAUAGGCCUCCACCAUCUAGUCAGAACGGCCUUAAAACAUCUACGUUCCUGGAGGAAUGUGAACUUCUUCUUGAUGCACUCAACGAGAUCCCAGGAAAAUUGCUAAUUCUCGGCGAUCUGAACAUACACUUUGACAGCCCCAGUCGCUAUGAUGUUGCACGCAUCAUGAACUUGCUCAGGACAGCAAGACUGAUCCAGUAUGUUUCAUCUCCAACUCACAGAGGUGGUCAUAUUCUUGAUGUAGCUAUUGCCAGGGAGGAUGAAAACCUACUCUGCUCUGUGCAGAUUGAUCCCUGCCUUCUAUCCGAUCACUACACAAUCAGUUGCAGAAUUCAAUCAAAGAAACAAACUCUUCAAUCCAAACCCACUUUGUUCCGCAAGUUUUGCAAUCUAGACAACCAAAGGUUCUCCGCUGAUCUCUCUUCUAAGUUAAGUGGGGUUCAAAUGACUGACGACUUGAACAAGUUUAUAUCUGAUGCUGAUAACAUCAUCAAAUGUGUUCUCGAUGAGCAUGCUCCAAUUUGCUCAAGAAAAUCAAUGACUCGUCAUCGCCCAAAAUGGUAUACCGAUGAUGUCGAUGCUGCUAGGCGUGAGAAGAGGCGAGCUGAGAGGAAAUGGCGGAAAGCCCUCAGACUAAACCCUGCAAGUGACCCACUACCCUAUCAUGAAGCAAAGACUUUAGUGGCAUCGGCUGUAUCUGAUUCUAAACAGGCCUACUAUCAUGACAUCUUCGAGCGCUCUUCACCGAAGGACAUGUUUAAAGCAGUUAACGAACUCUUGAACAAGAACAAACGUGUGCUGCCCAACGCUGAAUCAUCUGUGGAACUUGCUUCUGCUUUCUGUUCCUUCUUUACUGAUAAAGUGAGGAAUAUAAGGAAGUGCAUCGAUGAUCUCAAUGUUCACGCAUCUGUUCUUGGUCUAGUUUCCGCUAAACCAAACACCAAGCUUUCAUCAUUCAAUCUGGUAACAUUCAGCAACCUUGAAGAUAUCAUUAGGAAAGUACCUGAUAAAACCUGCUCCCUUGAUCCUCUACCGACGUGGCUGUUGAAGAAACGCAUUCUUGUAUUCAUGCCCAUCAUCCUAGAGACCGUCAACUCUUCGCUGGAAAGUGGUCACUACAAACCCAAAGGUGGACGGAACACUCUGAUUGGUCAGCAUCUCCUAGGCCUUCACUAUGCACAUUCAAACUAA
Asterias rubens (European starfish) is the source of this 1209-nucleotide messenger RNA. RefSeq lists its product as uncharacterized. Bases 1 to 1209 code for a protein of 402 amino acids. NCBI's taxonomy places the organism in Eukaryota, Metazoa, Echinodermata, Asteroidea, Forcipulatida, Asteriidae. The transcript is spliced from 2 exons. The record is from RefSeq and is a predicted model, not a curated record. Gene Ontology annotation, molecular function: catalytic activity.